Molecule: messenger RNA, 2142 nt
Organism: Penicillium verhagenii
Lineage: Eukaryota; Fungi; Ascomycota; Eurotiomycetes; Eurotiales; Aspergillaceae
Product: putative nucleoside diphosphatase (Ynd1)
Exons: 4
Coding region: 1-2142 (713 amino acids)
Biological process (GO): nucleoside diphosphate catabolic process
Cellular component (GO): membrane
Molecular function (GO): nucleoside diphosphate phosphatase activity
Source: RefSeq, a predicted model, not a curated record
AUGGGCAAAUGGCGUUAUGGCGUUGUCCUGGACGCUGGUUCGUCUGGGACUCGUGUCCACGUGUAUCGUUGGCUGCGCAAUGCUAUUGCGCGCCAAAAGGCCAAUGUUGACCACUUGAAAACGCUCCCGGAAAUAAAGACUAAGGAAGAAUGGGUAAAGAAGGUUCACCCCGGUGUUUCGUCCUUCGCCGACAGACCGGACUCCAUCGGCCCAGAAUAUCUAGCAGAUCUACUAGAACACGCCAGGAAUAUCAUACCCGAGGAGGAUGCUAAGGAUACACCAAUCUUUCUGCUCGCUACGGCUGGGAUGCGUCUGCUGGGAAAUCUUGAACGACAACUACUUCUCGAUCAGAUCUGCUCUUACGCACGUGCGAACACCGAUUUCUUGUUACCGGACUGCGGCAUGCAUAUCCAAGUGAUUCCGGGUGUGACGGAAGGACUUUAUGGAUGGAUUGCGACAAACUACCUCAUGGGCACUUUUGAUUCUCCCAUGGCCCACGACCACGGCAAGGGACAUCAUACAUAUGGCUUUCUAGACAUGGGAGGUGCUUCCGCUCAGAUUGCGUUCGCCCCCAACGAGACCGAGACAGCAAAACACGCAAACGACUUGACCCUGCUACGACUACGGAAUAUUGAUGGAUCGGAACAAGAGCACCGGGUAUUUGUUACAUCCUGGCUGGAAUUUGGUGUCCAUGAAGCUAGACGCCGCUUCGUGGAAGCAUUGCAGGCGGCGAUGGGCUCAGAAACCGAAGAUCUACCGGAUCCGUGCCUUCCCAAUGGCCUGCGCACAACCUUGGAUGGUAAAGAGGUAUUUCUAGGCAGUCCCGCAGGACCAACUUUGCUGGGCACCGGCAAGUUUGAUGAAUGUCUGCGCCAGACUUUCCCUUUGCUAGAUAAGGAUGCACCUUGCUCCGAUGCCCCGUGUCUUUUGCAUGGUAUUCAUGUUCCGGCCAUUGAUUUCGACGUCAAUCAUUUCAUUGGGAUCAGUGAAUAUUGGCAUACAACCCAUGAGAUUUUCGAGAUGGGUUACAAGGACAAGGCCUACGACUUCAAUACUUACCAAGAGCGCGUUCAAAUAUUUUGCUCCCAAGACUGGGAAUCUAUUGAACAAGGAAUUGAAGCACAGAAAUGGGGCAAGAAAAUCGACCAUGAGAAAGCAUACGAAGUUUGCUUCAAGGCCUCGUGGAUCAUUAACAUGCUGCACGACGGUAUCGGAAUUCCACGGGUUGGUCUUGAAGAUACUUCUGGUUCUUCUCAUAACGGUACCAAGGAAGUUUUGUCUCAUGGCGAGGAGAAGGGUUAUCUAGAUGCUUUCCAAGCUGUGAACAAGAUUGAUUCGACCGAGGUCAGCUGGACUCUGGGCAAGAUCGUCCUUUAUGCAUCGUCACAGGUUCCCACAGAGAGUGAAGAAGUACUUCCUGUUGGUUUUGGUAGCAAUGUCCCCGGUAUUCCCGAGGAUUUCCAAUACCCCAGUGUGCAACUUCUUCCUGAUUCAGAGGGCUUCCACAGCGAGCAUUGGCAUGACUCAUUGUUUGACGGAGAUUCCCCUCGCCGUAUUCCUGGACUUCUCCUCUUCCUGUUCAUCGUGGUUCUGGCGGCCUUUUUUCUCUGCGGCCGCAGCCGUCGUUUGCGACUAUAUCAUCACAUCAAUAACCUUCUUCGCCGUGGGGGACCAUCUCAUCCCAACCACCCGAAGAAACGCCGGCCCUUCAUUGGCAUGUUGCCAUUCCUCAACCGCAACGCUCCUUCUUAUGAGCGCGUGAUGGAGGAUGGGGCUCAGGAAUUUGACCUGGGUGGAGUGGACUCUGAUGCUAGCGAUCUAGAUGGAGGCCGUGCUUCUGACGUGGAUGGAAUGAACCCUCGUCCACCGAAACGGGCUUCCAGCUGGGGCAGCAUUGCCAACACUCCUAGCUUGAAGUAUACCCUGGACAACAGUUCAUCGGGCACGAUUGGCCUGGGGAUUAGUGGAGGAUCGGGCAUUGCUAUGGAUCGAGCAGGUUUGGUGGUGCGGACUGAGAGCCGGGAUCAUCUGGCUCCCAUCGCCCUCGGACCUACCACGAACGGACGGCGCUCCAGAGCUGGCAGUCCCACGCGAUCUCUUCACCAGAAAUCGCCUAUCCUGAGUCCCCUUGCCGAUGAUUAA